Molecule: messenger RNA, 579 nt
Organism: Aethina tumida (small hive beetle)
Lineage: Eukaryota; Metazoa; Arthropoda; Insecta; Coleoptera; Nitidulidae
Exons: 4
Coding region: 25-510 (161 amino acids)
Source: RefSeq, a predicted model, not a curated record
UCAAUCAACUCUAACGUUAGAAAAAUGAGCUUUUUGCAGGCCGGGGCCCUUUUUGUUUUGACGGUCGUCUGUUUCGUCGGCGCCAAACACAUUGUGUCUUCAAGAGGUUUAUCUGAUGUCGGAAAUAUUUAUCAGUAUCUGCCUCAAGAGCUAGAUAUAAAACAGGAAUCGUACCUUGGAUCAGUUCCAAAAGGAGAAUUCGGUGUAGAUGAUAAUCUCUGGCAAAACGACGGCCUGAGAGAUGCACACCAUCAGACAGUCAUUGAACUAAAUCCAUUAAUCGCGGCAUUGCUUCUUGGCACAAGUUUGGGUCUGCCGCAGAAAUCAUACACUUCGAAUCAUCCGGGAGUUGUGCCGAUAAAUCCCUACGUCGCACUUAUACUCUCCAACUACGGACGGUACGUGCCGAUUCCAAGAUUAGCACGUGGCGUCUACGGCUAUACAGCUACCAAUGGUUAUUUGAAUAAUCUGCCUGUUGGGGCCUCCUACAAAGUUUACGAGGAUAAGUAAUGAUCAUUCAUUACGACCAUUGUAAUUACACGUCGACUAAUUAACUGCCGACUAUUACAAGUUUUAACA